Molecule: messenger RNA, 1354 nt
Organism: Puntigrus tetrazona (Sumatra barb)
Lineage: Eukaryota; Metazoa; Chordata; Actinopteri; Cypriniformes; Cyprinidae
Gene: fgf23
Product: fibroblast growth factor 23
Exons: 3
Coding region: 45-821 (258 amino acids)
Biological process (GO): positive regulation of protein phosphorylation; positive regulation of gene expression; fibroblast growth factor receptor signaling pathway
Cellular component (GO): cytoplasm
Molecular function (GO): type 1 fibroblast growth factor receptor binding; growth factor activity
Source: RefSeq, a predicted model, not a curated record
UCUGCGCACCGCUUUUACGCAUCCGUACUUUGCGCUCCGCGGAGAUGCUUUGCGCACUUUCCAGACUGCGCGUACUGCGCUCCUCCGUCCUCACGCUGUGGAUCGCGGCUCUCCAGGGCUUCAGAUCCGCGGAUGCUGCCCCUAACCCCUCUCCCCUGCUGGGCUCGAGCUGGGGCAACCCGCGGAGGUACAUCCACCUGCAGACCACCUCGGACUUAAACAACUUCUACUUGGAGAUCAGCCAGACUGGACAUGUGCGCAAAACUACAAACAGGGGGUCCUUCAGUGUAAUUUUAUUGAAAGCGGAAAGCAGAGACCGUCUGGCGAUAUUUGGAGUAAAAAGCAAUCGAUUUGUGUGUAUGGACGCAGGAGGAGCUCUUUUCACAUCGACGGUUUGCAAUAAGGAAGACUGUCUUUUUCACCACAAACUUUUGGAAAACCAUCGCGACGUGUAUUACUCCACCAAGCAUGGUAUACUGCUUAACUUGGACGGGGCGAAACAAGUGUUCACAGCGGGACAAAACCUCCCUCAGUCCUCUCUCUUCUUGUCAGAGAAGAACACGGUUCCGCUGGAACGCCUGCAGCACCGGGAGAGGAGAAACCGGCAGGUGAACCCAUCAGACCCGCUGAACGCGCUCCGGAACGGAGAGGCGUCGGACUCCAGAGCUGCUCAAGAGGACGACGGGGACUUGGACUUUGAGCCGUCAGAGGGACGAAACAUCUCCAGGGAAACCCUGCUCUCUCCUUCCGAUGAUGACCCGUGGGAUCUUCUUCACGACACGAGCCCCGGUAGUCCCCGGAUUUCAGCAAUUGUCGGAUGAAGUUCCGGAUCCUCCGUGACGGGACCGAUGAAACGCGAUGCGCUAUAACGUGGGUGGCACUAUAAUAUUUUCACCAUACAUAAGUGUUUUUAAGGACAUAUAUUUCAAAUCAAUUUGCACGUAUACGCUUUUAAAAAUAAAGGUUCCAAAAUAAAGGUUUCUUGCAGUGACGCCAAGGACUUUUUUACUUAGUGCGAAGAAACAAUUUUUCGCUAUAAAGAACAUUUGUGCGAUAUGAAGGUUAAAACAGAACCUUUAUUUUUAAAAAUUGAAAGAACCAGAACCACCUGAGUUUUUUCACCUGCCACCAUGAAUUCGUCUUUGGUGCUGGACACCACCUGUGGACAACAAUGGUCAAACAAAGAAAGUAUUUAUUUAUUUAAUGAAUUGCAUAUGUUUUAUUUAUGGUAUUUAUAUGUUUGCUUUAAGUGUUAGAUGCAGUGAAAUGUUAUACUCAUUUAAAUCCAAUUUUGUUUCUCGAUUAAAGAAAAUUAUGUUAUUUUAUUUACUUGUCUCUUUUCUGUAAACCUAAA